AUGCUGCAUGUUAUCUCUCAAGAGGCAUCGCCAACAAAACUGCGUAGUAGUCGAACUGCUGAAACAAGUCAGCUGCCAUUUAAUGAAUCUCCAUACUGGGAAUAUAUUCUCCGCGAGUUCGUAUUCAAGACAAUAUCUUCACUACCACAAUCUAACAGUAUUCUGUACAAGAAGCUGUUUGAAGCUCCAUUUUACGGUGGACCCCUAGUAACAUUAUCUAAUGAAGACAAUGCAUUACUAUCUAGUGGAGAUGUUUAUCAUCUUCCGGAUGGCCAGUGGAUUUUGUGCCAAGACGGAUGUCUAAAUUGUAAGCUUUGUUUAAACCAAAAAGACUCACUGGUAAAAUGGACCCUAAAAAAAGUCAAACGCAAUAAUACAUCAUCUGAUUUGUACGGAUUUGAUCUUCUAUUAACUGUCGUACCACAAAGAGGUAGUACUACUUUUUUAAACUUUGGCUUUGAAAAUAUUAACAUUCCUUAUGAUAUAAAAUCAUCAAAUUUAGAGCUGACAGUUACAGAAGAAACUCAUAUUGACCGAACAAGAUUUAGUCGAUCUUGGCGUAGGAUGCAAAGAGAUCAAAUUGGACAAAAUGAUAAGCUCAAUACAAAUAUCAAUGAAACAGAAGAAUUGGUACCAGUCGAUAAUUCAACAAAAACUUCUUCUCCAAACUCAAAAGAUGACAUUAAAAAUUUAACUGAUACUUCACCAACUCAUCAGCUAAUUUUAGGUACUGAUCAAUUAGGUAAUAAACAUGUGAUUCAUAUCUUAUCAAUGAACUCAUCAGAAAAAUCAAAUAUUUACAAUGACAUCGACUACCAAUUUAUUAAUAAUGCAGUAAAACUUAGUCAAUCACAUUUAACUGUUCACCAACCCCCAUCACCCUAUCGACAAUACGUUAAAAAAGUACUAGAUUCUAUUUAUAGUCAUCGACCUAUUGUCGAAAAAUUUUUAUCUUAUAAUCAAUUAAAUCAAGAUAAACGUCCUAUAAUAUUGUUUCCAAUUUAUUCCGAAUUAAUGGCCAAUGACACAAAUGAUUUCAAAUAA
This is a messenger RNA of Microplitis demolitor, 1044 nucleotides long. RefSeq lists its product as uncharacterized. NCBI's taxonomy places the organism in Eukaryota, Metazoa, Arthropoda, Insecta, Hymenoptera, Braconidae. The record is from RefSeq and is a predicted model, not a curated record. The transcript has 2 exons. Bases 1 to 1044 code for a protein of 347 amino acids.